Molecule: messenger RNA, 2271 nt
Organism: Pseudomyrmex gracilis
Lineage: Eukaryota; Metazoa; Arthropoda; Insecta; Hymenoptera; Formicidae
Product: ATP-binding cassette sub-family B member 10, mitochondrial
Exons: 4
Coding region: 222-2186 (654 amino acids)
Biological process (GO): transmembrane transport
Cellular component (GO): membrane
Molecular function (GO): ATP hydrolysis activity; ATP binding; ABC-type oligopeptide transporter activity
Source: RefSeq, a predicted model, not a curated record
ACAAUAGGAUGGCCGCUCUCAGGUUUCUCUCUGGUAGUAUACCGUUAGGGUUAGAAUCAUGAAGGGAAUGAUUAAUCAAAAUUCAAAGCUGUUAGAAGAGAAGUUUAUGAUUGUAUUUUAGGUUAGCCUGGACUCCGAAGAUUGACUCAAGGAACCAUUCGGGAUUGACAAUUAUUUAUUAUACACAUGUUACAUACUACAUUAAUCAGACAACGCAUACUAUGACGCUUCUUUGGAAAUUAUUGAUCAAUUCCGCUGUCGUUCGAAAACCAGGAUACGGCAAUACUGAUAUAUCAAAAAAGUAUUUGAUUCCUCUAUGCCUAAGGCAAACUACAAAAGUGUCUAAGGAAGGUCGUAUGUUUAUUGGAUUAAGACAUUAUACAACCAAUGCUAUUAAAACUGACACUUCGUCAGCGAAGAUUGUGCAUUCUGUCCAAGUGAAAAAGAGCUCUGAAUUGAAGAACUUGAUUUUACUCGCCGUACCUGAAAAAUGGACUCUAAUAAAAGCUAUUGCAUUCUUGCUUGUAUCAUCCAGUGUCACAAUGGCGGUUCCUUUUUGCCUCGGCAAAGUGAUAGAUGUUGUCAAUACUGUGGAGAAGACAAACAUGAAAGAAAACCUUAAUCGAUUAACUCUUGCUCUACUUGUAGUAUUUGUCAUAGGAGGUCUGAGCAACUUCAGCAGAGUUUACUUAAUGUCUACUGCAGGACACAGAAUCACACAGUCUCUGAGGAAAAAGGCAUAUACUGCUAUUCUUCAACAGGAAACAGCGAUGUUUGAUAAAGAAAGUACAGGAGAACUAGUAGGAAGAUUAAGUGGAGAUACACAACUAAUCAGUUCUGCUGUUACAUCCAACAUAUCAGAUGGCUUACGUUCUGCUAUUAUGGCUGUCACGGGUGUGUCAAUGAUGUUUUAUGUGUCGCCGUCGCUUGCCUUGUUGGGUUUAGCUGUAGUACCGCCCGUUGCAAUCGUCGCUGUUAUGUGGGGACGCGUUUUGAAAAGAAUUUCCAAGGAUCUGCAGAGCAGUUUUGCGGUGCUUAAUUCAACGGCGGAAGAAAAAAUCAGCAAUAUUAGAACUGUCAAAGUGUUCGCGCAGGAAAAACGCGAAAUAGAUAGAUACAACGACAAGCUGCAGGAUGUUCUCAAGAUGUGUUACAAAGAAAGUUUGUACAGAGGGAUGUUCUUCGGCAUGACCGGCCUCUCCGGUAACGCGAUCGUUCUUUCGGUCCUUUACAACGGAGUGUUCAUGGUUUCCAACUCCAGUAUAACAAUCGGAAGUUUAAGCGCCUUUCUGUUAUACGCAGGAUAUGUGGGAGUGUCUCUGAACGGACUGUCUUCAGCAUAUAGCGAAUUAAAUAAAGCUCUGGGUGCGAAUGCUCGCCUGUUCGAGUUUAUUAAUAGACAAUCGCUCAUUCCUAUUGAGGGCGGACAAAUUUUAGAAAAGGAAUUGUCGGGGAACGUGACGUUCCGAAAUGUUUUCUUCGCUUAUCCAACGCGGGAAACAGUGGCCGUGUUGAAGGGAUUUAAUGUGAAUAUAGAAAAAUGUUCCAUGACAGCUAUAGUCGGUUCCUCAGGCUCUGGCAAAUCCACGAUAGCAUCGCUUUUGUUAAGGUUGUACGAUCCUAUUGAAGGAUCGAUACUUUUAGAUAAUCACGAUCUCCGUUUACUCGAUCCUACGUGGGUAAAAUCACAAAUUGGCGUCGUUUCUCAAGAACCAGUUCUCUUCAGCGGGUCAAUAAGAGAAAAUAUACUGUACGGAGUGGAAUACGCGACGGAUUUCGAAGUGGAGGAAGCCGCGCGACUAGCACAUGUGUUGGAGUUUACGGAAAAAAUGACCGACGGAUUAGACACGUUAGUGGGAGAAAGAGGCAUUACACUCAGCGGCGGACAACGUCAGAGAGUUGCCAUUGCUAGGGCAUUAAUAAAGAAACCGAAAAUUUUGAUAUUGGAUGAAGCGACUAGUGCCUUAGACGCGGAAAGCGAGUAUUUUGUUCAAAAAGCUUUAGAACACGCUAUUCGCGGGAGGACCGUAAUAACGAUUGCGCACAGACUCAGUACAAUAAAGAACGCUGAUAAAAUCGUGGUGCUCGACGGUGGAAAAGUAGCGGAAACCGGCACCUACGACGAGCUGAUGAAUUUGGAACACGGUCAUUUCAAAAAAUUAGUGAAACAUCAAGCUUUUAUGUAGAAUAAAUGUACAGAAUGUCGUCGUAUACAAAUGAACAAUUGUAUAAUUAUUUAUCGACUCGCAAUUGUACAUAUAUGUACAUAUG